Acanthoscelides obtectus is the source of this 2281-nucleotide messenger RNA. The record is from the annotation of a GenBank genome assembly. NCBI's taxonomy places the organism in Eukaryota, Metazoa, Arthropoda, Insecta, Coleoptera, Chrysomelidae.
CAAAGAUCUGUCACUGUCAGGUGACUGUCAGUUAAAUUGCGUCAUUUUGGGUGGAUAUAUGGUGGAUUUUGGAAAAGAACAUUUUCACUGUGAUUUUUAACAAUAAUUUUCCCAUAAGAUCUACUAAAUCUCACUGCAGUCAAUGGAUCCGUGCACCCACGAGUCCCCCUUCGAGGCGCUAAGGACCUCACCUGUGAGCUCCGAGAGAGAAGAAGGUGAAAUAGUUGACGAUGAAUUUGAAGAUAUUUCAGAUAAUUCUAUAUCCUUACCAUACUCAGUUUUCGGUAAGUCUGUAUCUUCUAGAGAACAUUUACCAGCUAUUUAUUUAAGCAGCGUUUCUGAAGAUGACUCGCCAAUCUUCUAUGAUGAAAAACCUAUCAGAAAGAGGAAAAAAACGUACAGAAAACGAAAGCAUAGAAAACGGGUAACGUCUAAAAGUGACUCUGAUGAGUUUGCUAAAUUAGAUAAGGUAUUACAAGAGCAGUUGAAAGCUGCUAUCAGGGUUGAUAAUGAUUCAAAUGAAGAACAAAAAAAUAAUAGUUUAAGAACUAGGUUAAGAGGAAUGUCCAAAAAGGAAUGUAUUUUAGAAGAAAAACAAUCUAAUUCCAAUAGUGAGGAAUUAGAUCCUGAAUUAUAUGCUUUAAGAUCAGAAGCUUUAAAAACAGCAGUACUUAACAAAUUCAAAUAUAGAAAAAGAAAAUUCAAGGAUAUUGUCAAGACCCCCCCUAAAGACUGUUUAGAAAACGUGGAAUUAAAACUAGAAAAUGAUACAAAUAUAAUUGAACCUCAGAAUAAAGUAAUCUGUAUAGAACAUGUAGAAGUACCACGAAAGCAAAAUGAAAAUUUGGAAGAGACAGAAAAAGAAGAUAAUGAUGAGGAUGAAGAUGUUUUGAGAGCUUUGCUGUUAGCAUCAAUGACUAAAAAGAUGACAAAAAACACUGAAAAUUUUGCAGUAAAAUCUACUGAAACUAUAGCUUCAACAGCAAAUCCUUUAAUUAAACCUGAAUAUAAAAUUAUAACCAGAUCAGAAAAACAAACAAUUUUCAAAACUCAUCCAUUGCAAUUGCCUAAAGUUAAACCUUUAAUUAUAAAUUUAAAUGAUGACUCUGAUUCAGAAGAUAAUAGCUUUAUCAAAAAAUCUGAUGUGCCAUUGAAACCAAAUCCUCCAAUUAACAAUAUUGUUGAUAUAGAAUCAGCUGUCGAUGCUUUUCUCAAGUCUCAAAGAGCUAAGGUUGAAGCCAAAGAAGUUUUGAAACAGGAAAGCACAAAAGAUAAAUUGGAAAAAUCUUGUGUUAAAUUGUUGCCAAAAAAUAAGCAACUGGAGUAUAAAAACCUUAUCAAAAGGUUAGAAGAUGCUAAAAAAAUGAAACUGAAAAAAACUACCUUAAAAACCAAUGUUGUGGGUAAAGUAAAUACCAAGAAUAAUAAAAAUAGGGUUUUGAUAAAUAAGCAUAUUGAGGUAAACAAAAAAGGACCAUCAAAUGAUAUAAAUGAAGAUCUAAAACUGCUGCAUAAAACCUUAAAAGAAAUGCAAGUGAACAAGGAUGGAAGGUCUCAAAUACAACACAAAUAUGCAAGUCUGUUACCUACUAUUAAAAAAAUAACAGACUCUAGCAGUGAGAGGAAAAAGUAUGAUGAACAGGUAAAAAAGAUUUUGCAAGAACUAAAUGAAGCCAAGAAAAAAUCAAUUGCUGCUCACCAAACCUUUUCAAUUCAUGUUAAAGAACUUGUUGCUAAAAAAGAAGAAAUUGACAAGAAGGUUAGCAAAAAUGUUGCUAAUCAUGUAGUUACAUCAACACCUAUGAAAAAAACUGAAAAAAUUACUGAUUUAUUGAAUGAAAUAUCAACAAACACCCUUACUUCCAAUCCAAAUAAAGAGAACGGAUCAGACAAAGAUCAAGUUGAAAUCAUGAGUAAAGAUAAUAUUGCUGGUAAAUGUAUUGAAACUGAUAUGAAUGAUACAGGACAACCAAAUGGUAACAUACCACAAUAUGUUUCCCCUUUAGAUACAGUAAAUAGAAUUAUAAAUGAUCCAUUUUCAAUAAUGUGUCCAUAUGAUAUAGAUGGAAACUGCUGUGAUGCUGAAUGUAUUUAUAAUCAUUAUUGUGAAAAAUAAAUAUUGUUCUAUAAUGUUAGGUCUCUUUUUGUUAUUAAAAUAACUCUUUUUUGCCAUAUUGAAAUGACUGAACAAGAUGUUAGUGCUAGUAUAGGAAUAAAACAAAAUGUGGAAGCUUUGUUAUAUUUUCUGUAUCCAUUACUUUAAUAAAAAAACAUAAAUUAA